UUCACGGCUUCUCUUACUUCUACUCCACCAGUCGUCUUCGUAAAGGUGGAAAAGUUAUUUUAACUUACUUACAUGGAUACGUCUUCGCGUCUACGGUUUAUCCUAAUUUCCCAGUCGCCCUAGAGACGUCAUCUUCGUCAUACCCGCUCGCCUGUGGAACCUAUCAUCAUCAACCCUUGAUCGGCUGUGUACGGAAUACGAGCCACUCCAUUUUCCAGAUUUCCAGAAAAGGGAUCGCACUUCACAACAAUUUGACGUCUACACUCGUUCAACCUACACACCAUCAAGAUCAGAAAUAAUGAUUUCAUUCGUUCAAGCCUUGUUAUUUACAACAGCUACAGGCGCUGCCCUGCGGCCAAGGCAAGCCAAUAAUGGCUGCUGCUUCCAGCUCGCCUCGGUGGGAAUGGUCAACGAGACUGUUCUAGAGGACCAUGUCGGCGAUUUGCUUCUUGGCGGUACUUUUCAGCAAGGCGGAUUCUGUCUAGAUAAGACGACCAAAACCAUACAAGAUAGUCUAAGGCAUAACUGCUUCAUGAGAGCCCCAGACUAUCAAUUCGAAUGCUAUCAAGGCGCUGUUGGGACUACAGCAUUCGAUAUCGCACCCCCAAAGGCAGAUGGGAAGUCGUAUCUCACAUACGAUGAUAGUCCUGGAGUCUUCUACGCGUGUCCUAUUGACUCCGAAAGCUACGACAUCUACUCCUCGGAUAAAGCUGAUAAGACUGGAUGUGUGUCGGUUGCAUUAGCACUCGUCGAUGAGACAGCUGCUUGCUCCGCUACUACUAGCAACUCUACCCUCUCAAUACGGUCCAAGCCACUACACCGGAUACCACUCCCAACCCGGCCACUACGACGCCAGUCAUCGCGUCAAUCAUGCACCAUAGAUGCAUCAGCACCCUCACUUGCACCUUACCAACUACAUCAUAACAACUCGUCCGUCUCAAGCGGAAGCAAUGAUACCUCAGCCGAAGUCGUAAUCAGCCGAAACUACAGCACUGUAUUCGACUACGACAUCCCAGACACUUUCCCUCCCGCCAAUACCGCAGGAGAGUCCUCACUAUGUGCUCUGCAAUUCCGUAUGCCGGUCUGCACUACUCUCCCCAAGGGUUAUCCCUGCUAUAGCUUUAGCGGUCUGGAGCAGGAGGUCCUAUCCAACUCCGGUAUGACGUUCCACCUUGUGGACGACGACGGCAACGCCACGUGGAACAGCACAGAGCUGCACCAAGUGUUCCCCGGGGAGAACACCACCAUCGGCACUUUCGAGUGCGGGCAGGCAGCCGGCUACGGCGAGUCGCGGAAGAUGAGCUGGCACGUCAGCAGCGUUAGAGAUUUCUCUCUUGAGUUCCUCCAAGCGGGCGUCGGCCAAUCCGCCCAAUUCCAAAACGGGGUCGGCGCGUGGAUCGUACCGUGCCAGUAGUCCAGUCCCCUUUCCAUCUUUCUUAGCAGCAAUCGCUUGCUCCUCUCUUGGCAUAGAUAGAAAUACUUUAAUGUCUGAUAAAAAGUGUGAGGAUUUGGGGGAUAUACCAUGAUUAGAGGCAAGGGAAUACCAUAACGGAGAAAUUGACGCUGGAAGAUAAUAAUGUGCGACAGAGAUUGAUCGGUAAUGAUAAUGGACUUGGUGGCUUAUGUGUUUGUUACAUGAGGUCUAUCGAAAGGACAUAGAGUGCUUACUUAGGUAGGUAGUUAUAGAUAUACGGAAGAGUAAUAAAUGUAUAUGCAUAUUAGAACAACUUUCGCGCCAUUACUAUUUUAUUGUAUUGGUAGGGGG
Molecule: messenger RNA, 1765 nt
Organism: Daldinia vernicosa
Lineage: Eukaryota; Fungi; Ascomycota; Sordariomycetes; Xylariales; Hypoxylaceae
Exons: 1
Coding region: 299-1414 (371 amino acids)
Source: RefSeq, a predicted model, not a curated record